GUGGCUUAGAUCUUGACACAAGCGAUAAACGCGGUCUGAAUUUGUCGCUUUGCAGUGUGUACUACUAUAAUUGUUCUGGUGACAAUGGAAGCUGAAUCGCUUCACUGUGAAUUGACUUCUGCUAUGCUCAAUCGCUUCGUUCCGAAUCACUUGCAUCUGUUCGAGCGCGAAUGAAUGAAUGACAGGAAUUGUGAGGAAUGCAAUAUCAUUUCAGAGAGGUUUCUGUUUCCACGCUUAGGUUCCUGCAGAUUCUUAGUUGGUGCAUCCCAACUUUUCUCGUUUUCCUGCCUCCGUGUGGAUCGUUAGCCUAUGAAGGACAAAAAUGAAACGCACGAUAAAGCAUUUUGGCGACUACGUAGACGCCUUCGUCUUGGUGUGAGCGACGCGCUGAGCGCCCCGUGUGAUGCAACCAUGCCGAACAGAGCGCUACCUACGCUUUGAGACACCUGAAGUGAAGCGUGCAUGGUCACGUAGUGUGAAUUCAAAGGAAACAGCAAGGCGCGUGUACUUUUGCGAACGCAGAAUGCUCUGUUUACCGUCUCCCUACCAAAUGCGAUCCAGGGCCGUGGGUGCAUUUCUUCCUGUGUAGCCGCAAGUUGUGGCCGUUGUCGGCGGUUUUUGCUACACGUAUAGGACGAGGAGGAAAUGCAAAUAUGUGCACCAAGUUUCAGCCAGUUUGCUACUUUACAUUUGAGAAGAGGGGAGAAGGACAUGAAAAAGCAAAUGGCGAUAAGAGUUCAUGCGCGCGCACAAAUGCACAACAAGCAUUUGGUCUGCAUUUAAAUCCAGUCGCAGUCUUCACACAGCAUGGUAAGGAGUAGCUUUUCGUGCGGGUGUGAGAGGUCUGCCGCCCUAUCGACUCGGGGCAACGCGCAGAGUAUGCCUUUCACCAGCACUAUAUAUAUGAUUGCAAUAUAUUCCCCGUAUCGGUAAGGAUGCCGUACUAAAGGCCGCUAACACGCCCUUAAUUUUGGCUGUCCUUUUCAUAAAGAACGAGAGGAAAUGGAAACGAGAUACCCGAUUUUAGUUAGCCAAUCAUACGAAGUAACAGUAAAUUGAGCCAAGGAAAGGCAUGGGAGAAAUUUUUUGUUGUUUUUAAUUGAAACGUAGAAAUGGUAAGCGUAGAAAUGGACGAACAAAGCAACCUGCCAUUGUUGAUAGCUUGGCUAUAGUUGGUAUAUAUGGAUGCGUUGAUACAAACUGUGCGGCAAGACGGAACACACGUAAAGAAAGGGACAGACGACUGCAGACUUACAACUGAGUUUAUUGAAAAAAACUUAUGUGUACAGCCAGAAGGUCCUGUCAUCAUCACGGUUACAAAGAUCAAAGUAUAUGAAGCAAACAUAAGUAGAUACCAGCACGAUUCAAGUGUAACUCUUGGAGCGUAAAUAAGCGUACACUCCUUGUCGGACAGGUUAUUUGAUGGAUGGCUAAAGCAGCCCACUCAAUAAUUCAAUGAUUCUACGCCCUAUUAUUGUAUACUCUCUUUUGAAUUAACUACUGUGUUUUGGUUAUCUCGCUCGCACCUGCACUCUCAAUGCGCUGGUAAAUGUAAUCUUGAUGUCCUAGAAUAUAUGAGGUUUUCGCUUUUUCAAUAACUCGUCUGUCCCCUUCUUUCCUUGUGUCUCGUCUUGCCGUACGGUUUGCAUAAAAACAACUUACAGCCGGUGGGAGCCGAACCCACACCCUCCGCAGGAGUGACGUUGAGGAAAAGACCUGCGCUGCGCAUUUCUACCUACCUCUGUUUUUAAAUGAUGCUAUAAAUUAACACUACUUUCCUGUCGAGAAUGCUCUGUUAUGCUGAUAACGCGCAUGCCGUUCGUGACUUGGAAGUACCGGGCUCGCAGCGUUCAAGAAAGGAAAUGCGGACAAGACGACGACUGUUGUGUGGAAAGAUACGAUCCGUGUAAUUUUGUUUAAGAGUGUAGUUGUGUGGCAAGAUACGACCUAAAGGGUGUAAGUUUGUUCAAGAGCGUAAAACAGUUAUUGCACCCUUUGUGGUGUAUAUUUGUCCACAACGAUAAUCAUCAUUUGCCCCACUUGCGUUUCCUUUCUUGAAAACGCUGCGCUCGCUACUUUUUUGUCGAGAAUGCUGUCACGCUGAUAACGCGCAUGCCGUUCGCGACGUGGAAGUGCCCAGCUCGCAGCGUUAAAGAAAGCAAAUGCGGGCAAUAGAGAUGACAAUUAUCGUUGUGGGACAAGAUAAGCCCCAUAGGGUGUAAACUUUUUAAAGAGCGUGACGGUGUCGAGAGUGUAAUGUGAUUUAAGGUGUUUAUCUUUACAAAACACCCAUUUCUUUAGUUAUAAGGGUGUCAGUUAUGUACCAUUGUGCGAAGAACUUCCCAUCAAGUCGAUAAAAAAAGCUAGCUGUUUGUAAGCUAGGUGGCCGCACACAAGCGACAAAGUUGCGUCGCAACAACAUACAUGUAGCGUAGCUCACUUCAACUUUUCGCACAGAGCCCUUUUCAGGAUCCAGGCUCGCCUUCAUGCAGAAAACGAAUGGAUGCGCGCUGUUCUUCUUUGGUGUAGAUAACAAAUGCGGCAGCCAUCGUUUUUAGCACCGCAGUAAAGAACUGAACCGAUAUGGCACGCCUAAACUUGCACAGCUGUGACUGGAAAGAGGGACAACGACUGUUGAGAGAGCGUAAGUCCGGAUAAUUUUUUACUCGUGCACUUUCAUAUUAAAUUACGUAACUGUGGGAAAAUCUGUCAUCAGUGUAGUUGCUGUCUAGCUUGCCAACUAUAUAGUUUAGGCUCUGGUGUCACUGCAAAUUAUUUGAUAAAGUAAACAAGAAACAGUAAAAUAACUCUGGUGGUUUUGUAUGUGCUAAAAUUGUUAGCAGCGCUGUCUGAGAUGAAAAGCCACUUUUACAAAGUCGUAUUACGUUAUGAAAGACCAAACACUACGUCUCUUUUUUUUUAUUCUUUCAUUUUUCCUUUUUUUCACACGCAGCUACUAUGCCGUAUCUUCGCUUACCUUGGAGUAGCUGACAGGCUGGCGGCAGGGUUGACCUGUAAAACGUGGCACAAGUUAGCCGCUGACAGCCGCAUCUACGGCGACGUGGUUGUCACCUUGGAAAAGAAUGUGAAAGAGCGAAUGGUUGCGCUCUCCAAUUCACAGUCGGUGGUAACGUGGUUGGUGGUGAAGAACUCUGCGCUGGAUGCGGAUGACAAAUUUUGGGAACACGUAGGGCCGACACUCAAGAGGCUGAACUUUGAGAACUGCUGUUUUUCCUGGAAGGAGUUCGUUUCGGUGCUCCUUAAGUGUCCGAAGCUAGAGCACCUGGCGAUUGGCCGCUGCGACAAAUUCGUGCCGUCAAGUGACGAGUCCGCAUUUGGCGACAGUGCACCACCAUUUCUUCGUUCUACGCCGUCCGGAAUCAGCUCAGUCGACCUUUCGGACAAUGCUGACGUGUCAGAUUCUACUUUUCAUCAAGUAAUGACGAUGGUCGGGAGGCUUCGCGCGCUCUCAUUGGAAGGCUGUGCGCUAUGCGUGCAUCCGGCCAUCUACCGCCGCUUCUACCCGCCUGGACAAGUGCAUAGCCCGCUGGUGUUGACGUUUCAGCACGUGCUCAGGAGACUCGACGGAGCGCCGCUCACGGUGCUUAACCUGAGUCGCACGGCGAUCGACAACAAAUGCGUCGCGCAGCUGUCUGCGGCCUACUCGAAGACGCUGCAGGAGCUUCACGCGGCCUCGUGCGCACAGUUAGGAUUGCAGGGUGUGAGAGCUUUGUGUGAAAACGUGCCGAAACUCAAGUGCCUAAACCUCGGGUAUAACAGGCAACUUAAAGACAACUGUCUGUUAACCAUCUGUGAAAAUCUUGAGCACCUCGAAAAGCUGAAUAUGUCCGAUUGCACGGAAAUCACGCACGCGGGGUUCGCUAAACUGGCGCACCUUCGGAAGCUCGAGUACGCCAGUUUCUCGGACUGUUGUCUCAUCGAUCCAGAAACGAUGGUGCAGCUGUUUUCUUCCAGAGCAUGGCCAGCAAUGCGAACGCUCAACGUCAGCUCUUGCAGAAUAAAUGACGCCGUGGCAAGGUGUCUGGGCGAGCAAAUGCCGACGCUCGUAUCCCUCGACGUCUCACACACGACGCUACUUACCGAUGACGCAGUGCGCGCUAUCUGGACCCACCUACGCUUCCUCAGAGUCCUCCGCAUGGAACGUUGCUUGAGACUAACUGACGCAGCCUUGCACCGUUCAGGCAACGUGGAAACGCGCGAGCCCAACUCCAUGGCUUGUCUCAGUGCUCUGAAAGAGCUGAGCCUCAGUGGCUGCUACCGAGUGUCCGACGCAGGAGUGUUGGCUGCAGUGAUCUUUCGGGAACUGACUUCUCUGGAUGUUGGGCACUGCAACCUCCUCUCGUCUGCGUCCUUGAAACACAUUAUAUUGCACUGUCCCAGCUUGUCAAAGCUAGUGCUGAGUUUCUGCGUACAGUUGGACGAUGGAGCAUUGACAUCGGUCCUCAGACCAUCAACAAGACUAAGACACCUCAACAUAGAAGGCUGCAGAAACAUGACUGAUACAGCUCUCCUUUAUGUAGCUCAAUGCCCGUCAGUAAAAUAUGUGAACGUUAAAUCAUGCAUGGUGACACUGAAUACGCUACAACAGCUGUCACUAGAGCGACAAGAUCUUGAAGUGGUGCAUACUGUAUGCUGUGUGGAAUGAGCUGCCAAGAAGGCUGCAUAAUUUUGGAAUUUUAACGCAAGUAGCAUUCUUGGCACUGUCAGACUAUAGAUUUCUUCCCGGCUAUCCAUCUAACUGUUUUCGCGGAUCGAUCCCGUAGAUAGUGCAUGCAGUCUAAAAAUGUCAGUUGAUGCUGAAGGUGAUGCAGUCUAAAAAUGUGGGCUUAACCUCGUUUACGGCAUUCUUCGAUUAAAAAAAGAAAUCCCUUUAAAAUUUCUCCGAAUUCAUAUUCAUCUGAAAAGAAUGCUAUUAGAAUGCAUGGAUAGCUAUCGUUGAUGAGUUCUGCCUGAAUUUUAUUCUAGUUGUAGUUAAACACAUUGUCCCGACAUGUUGCAACCGUUCCCGGCGAGUGCUUGCUCUUACGUCACCUCUGACGCAACGAGAAGCAGUUAUUUUGGCUAUCUUAUGUCAAGGAAGUGAUUAAUUUACUUCGCACUUCUCGUGCCUAUAAAAUAGUUAAAUUCGCACAUACAAACACAUAAAAAGAAAGGAUUAUCUUAAAGAAGAAAAAAAUUGCUCACAGAGCUGUUCUUUGUGAUAUUAGUGGUGACGUUAGAGAAGGCAUGAACCAGAACAAAGGCAAUAAUUUCGGCAUAUUCUGUUCAGUUAAUAACGUCAUUAAAUUUAAACCUGCAAGAAUGUGGAAAAUAAAAUGACUGUUCUGUGAAGGCCCAUGUUCCUGCUGAAAGAUGUACGCCAGCAAAUAAGCUGGACACGGUCACUGUAAUGCCAACAAAGCUAGGUUCUGCACACCUUGCUUACGUCACAAUAUAUCGGCACCAGUGCGGAUGCUCUAAAGACCCUAUAUGGUGCUCUUGUCUUCUUCGCUGCAAGCAAACGAUCAGCUUAUUCGAGACAUCAGCCGUUCUAACACAGAGACGUGUACGUAGGCUGCACCACGCACAACAUGGUGCUUCAGCGGCUGCACACCCACUGCGGCAUGGCGGGCAACGUUGAGGCUGACCGGGUCAGUGGAGUGGCGCAUGGCGACUCAUUGCAGCUGGUGUCCAUGCCUCUCUCUAAAAGGGACAGGCCAAUCCCUGCGAGUGCCGUCGCCUGGUGCUCUCAACAUGAUUUUCAUGAUUGAUAAACACCUAUUCGCCUCAUACCCAAUAAUCGCAUAUGAACAUAUCGAGAUCCCACACAAAAAUCUGUAUGUUCACAUAAAUGUGGGGAUCGUAUGGUACAUGCCUUAUGGGACCUAUAUGGGAACAUACGGAUUUUUUUAAAUGGGAUAACCAUAUGUUAUAUGAGACGUGCCCCAUAUAUCAUAUAGAGGGACAUCGUUUUUUAUAUGGGAUCCAUUUAUGCUACGGUAUUAUUGAAUGUGGGUCAUAUGGGCUUUUUCGAUAGGAAUUGCUCACAACGAAAGCGCUAUUCGUCUUCCCCCUGGACAUUGGCUUGAAUCAGACGCUUUAGUUGCCUGUUACCGUGUGUGCUUAUCAUUUGUGUAUGCUUUUGUGCACUAUAUGAGCGUCAGUUCACGCAUCCCCCUUCUCAUGUGGAUUAGCAUGUUAGGCGUGUGGUCAGGCAAAUAUCUCAAGCGCCUUUUAAAUAAAGUAUUUAUCUCUGUU
Molecule: messenger RNA, 6258 nt
Organism: Dermacentor andersoni
Lineage: Eukaryota; Metazoa; Arthropoda; Arachnida; Ixodida; Ixodidae
Product: S-phase kinase-associated protein 2-like
Biological process (GO): SCF-dependent proteasomal ubiquitin-dependent protein catabolic process
Cellular component (GO): SCF ubiquitin ligase complex
Molecular function (GO): protein binding
Source: RefSeq, a predicted model, not a curated record